ACUUCUGGCCAAUUGUAAUUGCUGUUUUAUAUUUGAUUUCAGUCGCCAUUUUGUUAGAUGGACAUACUGUCCUCCUAAUUGAAAGCGAUUUGUUUUGAAAACGAUUUAUUUAGGCCAACCAGUGUCAUCCAGCAAUGUGCAAUUCUUUGGUUCAAUGAACUAGAGCGACUUUAUACAAUCUUUGUAUACCGGUAAGAUGGAUACAGUACCAGCAGUACCACUCAUCUUAAUUCCUGUAUAAGUAAAACCAACAAAUGAAGUGAUGACGCAAUCACCAUGACAACACCGAGGUCCAAUCACACUGGCAGAACACUGGGGAAUGUUCGAGUUGGCAACAAAUCAACGAUCUUCCCACCACUUGCAAAGACUCUCAGUGAUUCUAAUAAGGCUUUCUUCCAAGAGCAUCGUCUUAUGAUCCAUGGUGAUGCACUAUCUACCCCUUCCAAAUCACCAGUAAAAGAGGAAUUGAUAUCCCCAAGGUCAGUGACCUCAUCGCGACCCCUGACCUCUAGAUCUGAUCCCAGCAGCAGGGCCCAAGAGGAGAUGAAAGACCUCCAUACACGUGACAAGCAGCAUCGGAAUCGCAUCCAAUCCCUACAGAAGGUGAUUGAUCAGCUUAAGGCUGAGCUUAAAGUCAAGGCAGAAGAGCUUACUCAAGUGCAGGCACGCCUACUACAAAUUGAAGAACAUUAUAAACGUUUGUAUGAAGAAGAAAAGCAAGCACACAGUAAGACGAAGGAGGAACUGAGUAAUACAAGAGAUGAACUGAGGGAGAAAACCAUCUAUGCUGAGCAGUUGAAGACACAGCAUGAACGACAGCUUGUUGAUAUCAAAUCUAUGCAUGAACAAAACAUGUCAUCACUUCGAGUUGAGAAAGACAAAGAAAUCAGCGAGCGUGAGGCAAGAAUAGAGAAGAUGAAGAAACAAAUGGGUGACAUCUUGAGAGAUAAUUCAUGGGAGCGUCAGCAACAACUUGAGGAGUUGAGUAAAGAGUUAACCAAAGUAUCUGAUGAAGCUUCAGAAUUGAGAAUCAAGUAUAAGAACGCUUCUUCCAAAUCACAGUCUUGUCAAAACUGCAGCCUUAUGAAAGCAGACCUUGAGAAGAAGACUAAGAAGUUAUCAGAUAGGGAGGUCACUAUACAACAACUCAACACAAUCUGUAAGAAAUUUGAAACACAACUAAAGCAACAGGAUAUACUCUUGAAGGAUUUUGCUGUUAGUAAAGGGUACAAGCCAGACAACGAUCUAAGAAAAUGAAUAUGUGAUGGAGUCUAUAUGGACACAAAGCAUAAUAUUAGACCUUGGGCAACUGCGUCUCAGAUCACCAAUACUUGCAAUACAUUUUUAUUGGUGUGACUGCUAGGGGAAUGAACAAACAACUUCUGAUAAACGCCAUCUUUACGGACAACCUGAGUUUCACCACUGAUCUCUAUUCUAUUGACUGGAUGGGACAUGUUGAGCGCAUUGUACACGUUUGAUGAUUAAUGUUGCGACACACUGUGUACUCGUUCAAGAUGGACUCUGCAUACCACAAGCAAGUCAGAUCAUUCGCUCGGCCCCAGCGGCCAGUCUAUCCAGGACUACUGGGAUGGGCUAAUCAGCGUGCACAGAUUCUUGUUCAGGAAGUACGUCAUGCGUACAGUGUGAGUGUGAUGUGAGUGUGAUGCAAGAUGGGACUGAGCAUUAACCAAUGAGCAUGCUUGAUACGUUUGCCCAUCCCAACGCUUUGGUUAAGGCAAGGCGCUGGGGUUGAGCGAAGUCCGAACGUCAAUGUUGGUCCAUGGUCUAUGCUGUAAUUGUGCACGGUCUAAAUCAGCAGAUGGACAUUUCCAGUAUUCAGGAUUUGUUUUAUGAAACUUUUUAAGUUGCUAAAUUAUUGAAGGUGACCUUAAUGGUGCUUUAGGAUGGUUAUGAAAAGAAUAGCUCAUGUACAUUAUAAGAGAAUGUGUGUGUGUUCAUGAUUGCCGUGUAUCACAGUGUCUCCUGUAGUUAGUACCCCCAUUGCUACAUUCACAAACAACUGUAAAAGUCAUUGUGUCAGUGCAACAAGGUCGUGUUUACUUGAAAAGCAAGUUUUAGAAUGUCAAAACGUUAUAUCUCAUUUAAAGGGAAGGUACACAUUUGGUAAUUACUCAGAACAAUUAUUAACUUAAAAACUGACUUGG
Asterias rubens (European starfish) is the source of this 2165-nucleotide messenger RNA. Its product is annotated as caldesmon-like. Bases 277 to 1257 code for a protein of 326 amino acids. Lineage: Eukaryota; Metazoa; Echinodermata; Asteroidea; Forcipulatida; Asteriidae. The record is from RefSeq and is a predicted model, not a curated record. The transcript has 9 exons.